AUGCGGCGCACAGCAAAACUCUUCCUUGCUGCCACUCUUGCCUUGGUCGCCUUCGUUGCGGCUGACGUCAGCCAUUUGUCGAGAACGUACUUGCCACCAGCUGCCCACUACGGUGGUCCUUCUUACUCUUCGGGUGGUAGUGGCGGCGGUGCAUACUCCUCAGGCGGUUCCGGAGGUGGCUCAUACUCCUCAGGCGGCUCCGGAGGUGGCUCAUAUUCUUCUGGAGGCUCGGGAGCUGGUUCCUACUCCACAGGUGGUGGUGGUUCCUCCUACUCUGCUCCAUCUAACGAAUACUUGCCACCUUCUCAAAGCUAUUCUGCUCCCGCCCCAGCUCCAGUCUAUUCGGGUCCAUCGUACUCCUCAGGCGGUUCAGCUGGUGGUUCAUACUCUUCAGGUGGUGCUGCUGGUGGCUCUUACUCCUCUGGCGGCUCAGCAGGUGGUUCCUAUUCGUCAGGUGGGGCUGCUGGUGGUUCAUACUCUUCUGGAGGCUCAGGAGGUGGUUCCUACUCCUCAGGUGGUGCCGGUUCUUCUUACUCUGCCCCAUCUGAUGAAUACUUGCCACCAUCGCAAAGUUACUCUCCACCCGCUCCAGUUUACUCUGCUCCUGCACCAGCUCCAGCACCAGUAUACUCUGCACCUGCCCCAUCUCCUGUCUACUCGGGUCCAUCAUAUUCUUCAGGCGGAAGCGGUGGCGGUCACUACAGCGGCAGUGCUGGUGGUUCUUACUCUAGCGGUGGUUCUUCCGGUUACUCUGCCCCGGCUCCUGCUCCAGUUUACUCAGCUCCUGCUCCAGCUCCAGUCUACUCGGCACCAGCCCCAGCACCGGUAUAUUCUGCCCCAGCUCCUGCUCACGUUUCCUCUGGUCCAUCAUAUUCCUCGGGCGGUAGUGAUGGUGGUUAUUUUUACCCAAGCAGCGGCUCAGCUGGUUUGUCUGGUGGAACUGAUGGCGAUUAUUCCGGCUACUCUGGUCCAGCACCUGCUCCAGUGUACUCUGCACCUGCCCCAGCCCCAUCUCCUGUUUAUUCAGGUCCAUCGUAUUCUUCAGGCGGAAGCGGUGGUGGUCACCACAGCGGCGGUGCUGGUGGUUCUUACUCUAGCGGUGGUUAUUCCGGUUACUCUGCUCCGGCACCUGCUCCAGUGUACUCUGCUCCUGCCCCAGCCCCAGCUCCAGUCUACUUUACUCCUGCUCCAGCUCCGGUCUACUCUACUCCAUCGUAUUCUUCUGGGGGAAGCGGUGGUGCUGGAUACUCUGCUCCCAGCUAUUCAUCAGGUGGUUCAUCCCACUCGUCGGGUGGCGCAUCAUACUCUGGUGGCAAUGCUGGCACCCAGUAUGCUUCCAACGGGGGUUACAUCUACAGAAAGAAGUAAAUCGCUUACAACUAAAAUAAGUAGAACUUUGUAUAUAUUUUAGUGCACCUUAGCAAACAUUUUUUUGUAAUCCUGAAUUACUUAAGGUGCCACAUACAAAUAAGUCCCUAUCAACUAGAUAAUUUCUCC
Anastrepha ludens (Mexican fruit fly) is the source of this 1497-nucleotide messenger RNA. RefSeq names its product loricrin-like. NCBI's taxonomy places the organism in Eukaryota, Metazoa, Arthropoda, Insecta, Diptera, Tephritidae. The transcript has 2 exons. The record is from RefSeq and is a predicted model, not a curated record. The coding region runs from base 1 to 1368 and encodes 455 amino acids.